Molecule: messenger RNA, 1076 nt
Organism: Syngnathoides biaculeatus (alligator pipefish)
Lineage: Eukaryota; Metazoa; Chordata; Actinopteri; Syngnathiformes; Syngnathidae
Product: integrin alpha-M-like
Exons: 10
Coding region: 126-848 (240 amino acids)
Biological process (GO): cell adhesion mediated by integrin; cell-cell adhesion; cell-matrix adhesion
Cellular component (GO): integrin complex; external side of plasma membrane
Molecular function (GO): integrin binding
Source: RefSeq, a predicted model, not a curated record
UCGGGGGAAGACAGACUGCACCAUCGACAAGCCCAUUUUCAGGCAGAACGCCACGGCCAUCUUUGUGGUUUCGUACGGGAUCGACACCAAAAGCCAACUGGACAGCAGGAUUUUUGUCACAGCUAAUGCAACAAGCGGCAACGAGCGCCACUCGGCUUCGAGCCAACUGCACAAGUUCUCUCCACUACAUCAACUUCACCUACGGGAAAAACGACGUGCAGAAAUCACUGCGACAAUCCGUUCUAGUUUCCAAUAACAUCCGAGCCUUGAACGUCACGGUGGUGAUCAGGGUGCCCGUGAAGCUCGGUGAAAAGGACAUCUGGGCCAAUCUGAGCACUUUGGAGAUUCCAGACUGUCAGUGGAGCGGCCAUGAAAAAGCCAAGGCCGUAGAUUUUGUCGGUCAGCUGCAAAAAAACAAGAGAGUGGACUGCUCGGUGGCCACGUGCAGGGUGUUCAAGUGCAACAGAUUCAUGGGAAGGUUGGAGGACAAGCGCUACACGAUAUCUGCCAACAUGAGCGCAGCGUGGAUCCAGCAGAUUGGACUCGACAAGGCCAAGUUCAUCCUGACCAGCACGGCCAGUCUGGAAUACGACAAGAACCAGUACAUCUUCUUUUCCACGUCAUCUGCUAACAAACCUCCCGUGCGCAAGAUUGAAACAGAGGUAGAAGUGUAUCCCCAACCAGAUUUUACCAAAGAGAUAGUCGGGGGUUCCUUGGGGGGGCUGGCUAUACUGGUGAUACUCUCAGCUGUCCUUUAUAAGGUCGGGUUUUUCAAAAGUAAAUACAAGGACAUGAUGAACGAUACGGACGACGCAGCGCAUGACGAGGCCACGCUCACGCAGGAAUGAAAAAUCCGUCAAUCAAUAAAAAGUCUUUCGGUGAUGCCCGUAUGACACCUUUGAUAGAAUUUCAUGACAACAGGAAACAAAAAGUGACAUUUUUGCACAAAUAUUUUGUCGCAGCUUAAACACCGGCUGCAUUCGUACGGACAUCAAGAACAGACGUGCAAGCGACAUCUUGAAAAUAUGUUUGUUUUCCCCAUAUCUGAAGUAUUUUAUUGUUCCGAUUAAAAUGUA